Messenger RNA from Cercospora beticola, 977 nucleotides. RefSeq lists its product as uncharacterized. The record is from RefSeq and is a predicted model, not a curated record. NCBI's taxonomy places the organism in Eukaryota, Fungi, Ascomycota, Dothideomycetes, Mycosphaerellales, Mycosphaerellaceae.
GUGUCGUCUUGGUGGAGCAGUCUUUUGUAGCUGGCAAGUAUAUUAGACAGGUUCUUUCCAUCCCUUCCUCGAUUUCUCAUCAGCACAACAAGCAUUCCUCACCAAGACACAAGCUUGCUACAUCUCAGCAUCCACUACCACAACACAAGUCAAGAUGAAGUUCACUGCAGCACUCCUCUCCAUCGCGGCCCUCGCAACCGCUACCACCGUUAGCUACGAUGAAGGCUACGACGAUGCUGCCCGCAGCUUGACUGCCGUUUCCUGCAGCGACGGCAACACUGGCUUGAUCACCAAGGGCUACAGCACACAAGGCUCCAUCCCGACAUUCCCAAACAUCGGUGGUUCAUGGGAGAUUGCAGGCUGGGGAUCUCCUCAGUGCGGCGCCUGCUACACAGUCUCCUACCAAGGCCGAAGCAUCAAUGUCGUGGGCAUAGACCGCUCCGGCGACGGCCUCAACCUCUCCAAAGCCGCGCUGAACACGUUGACUGGCGGAAGAGCAGUCGAAGUGGGAAGGAUCGAUGCUCAAGUGACCCGCGUCGACUCCGGCGUCUGCGGUCUUCGUGCAUCGAAGCGCUCGAUUGAGUUCAUGGGUUAGACGACGAGCACCCCACCUACCACAAUCUGUCGCAACCUACCAAAGAUCAAAAGCAGCAACAGUAUGAUGAUGGCAUGCAUGCACGAUGAAAGACACGGCCGCAUUGUACGAUAGGACAUGAGAGAAAUGAUAAUGUAAUUCUUUCCAAAAAGGUUUUCAGUGUAUAUAUUCUCGCGUCUGUUCCAUUUUCGUCGUGCCUUGCUGCCUUUUUGAACAAAUGUGGCGCCCCCCAUUCUUUUGUACUACUCAAGUAGGCCUUGAAAUUUCAUCAGGAUCCCGUCUGCGUCUUUUCGUUGACCCAAGGUGGCACAUGUAUGCAGCCACAUGCCUCGACGAUGCACUGUUCCAAGCUCUCGGGCGCUUUGCGCGCAUAUUGAUGGAA